Fusarium musae is the source of this 1137-nucleotide messenger RNA. RefSeq lists its product as uncharacterized. Bases 1 to 1137 code for a protein of 378 amino acids. Gene Ontology annotation, molecular function: protein binding. The transcript has a single exon. Lineage: Eukaryota; Fungi; Ascomycota; Sordariomycetes; Hypocreales; Nectriaceae. The record is from RefSeq and is a predicted model, not a curated record.
AUGGCGGCCAAUUCUCCUUACUCUGCGCAAGCGACAAGCGCAAUGCCUCCUCCAGCCCAUCCUGCCUCAAUUCCUUCCAGGAUGCAAAUCAACAGUCUGAUGUCGCCUCCAGACCAAGCACACGAUAGCUUCUACUACCACACCGGAAAGGUCGACUCCUCCUUCUCCUCCAGCAAGAACGCUUCAGGACAGACUCCAAUGUCUCCUCCAAUCUCGCCUUGCAACAGACCUAUGGCCACUACCGAGACACCAACAAACUCAACGGGUCGUGAUAUCGUUCUCUACCCAGAUGAUGCGUCUUCCAGUCCAGCCCAGACUCCUCUGUUUCCCCCAACCCUCGAGGGUCGUGACCAUAGUCGAACGAUUGAGGAACAUAUACAAAAGAAUAUCAACGACAAGAUUUUUGUUGAGGUGCCACCACCGACACGCAACGACUAUGAGCUUGUGGCUUCGUUUCAGUCGCAACUCAACAUAACUUACGCACAAAACCCAAAGGCAUGGAUGCUGUCAGUGACUAAGCAGGCUCGUGACGACAAUCAUCGCAUAGCUCAAGCCAAAGCACGCGCUCGUCCCUUGGCAGCCAAAGCUCCCCCCAAGAUAUCUCGGCCUCGCACCGACAAUAAUCGGGUUGCGAAACCUCCCGGGACCGGGCGGACUAUUCGCGUUCAACCUACCAACAGCCCUAGACGACCAACUCCUCAGUUCAGUGCCAAUGACAUCAACAUUACUGAGCCGAAACCUCGGGCUCAAGGUCCAGACAAAGAUUUUGCAUCACUGCAGGACUUCUGUCCACCACCGAGCGUGGUUCCCGCGCAAAAGAACUGGUGGAAGGUUGAUUGGAAAGGGAACCCACUCGACAACAGCAACGACCCUCAUCGACAUCUUCUUUCCCCUGAAGAAAUAAUGCUGGCAAGCCUCCUGCGCCUUGACUGUGCGACAUACCUGACCAGCAAGAGACGCAUUUUCAUAGGCAGGCUCAAAAACUUUAGGAAAGGGAAAGGCUUCCGCAAGACCGAUGCCCAACAGGCUUGCAAGAUUGAUGUCAAUAAGGCCUCCAAGAUGUGGACUGCCUUUGACCAUGCCAAAUGGUUUAGGGAGUCACUCCUGGAGCCAUUUGAGGAUGCUAUCGUGGAUUAG